Messenger RNA from Neltuma alba, 725 nucleotides. RefSeq names its product signal peptidase complex subunit 3B. Bases 75 to 578 code for a protein of 167 amino acids. The record is from RefSeq and is a predicted model, not a curated record. The transcript has 6 exons. Gene Ontology annotation, biological process: protein targeting to ER. Gene Ontology annotation, cellular component: membrane; signal peptidase complex. Lineage: Eukaryota; Viridiplantae; Streptophyta; Magnoliopsida; Fabales; Fabaceae.
GCCAUCACUUCGCUUUGGUUUCUCCCUGAUUUCUCCAUUUUUCCGCGCUUCGUUCCAUCCCCCACUGUUCCAAAAUGCAUUCUUUCGGCUACAGAGCCAACGCUCUGCUCACCUUUGCUGUCACCAUUCUCUCCCUUAUGUGCGCCCUCGCCUCUUUCUCUGAUAAUUUCAACUUCCCCACUCCCACCGCCCAAGUCAAGGUGCUGAACAUUAACUGGUUUCAGAAGCAGCCAAACGGCAAUGACGAGGUCAGCAUGACACUGAAUAUAUCCGCAGAUUUACAAACUCUCUUCACAUGGAACACAAAACAGGUUUUUGUUUUUGUAGCUGCCGAGUAUGAAACCCCAAAGAAUUCCUUGAAUCAGAUAUCCCUGUGGGAUGGAAUCAUUCCUUCUAAAGAGCAUGCAAAGUUUUGGAUACAUACUUCAAAUAAGUACCGCUUCAUUGACCAGGGAAGCAAUUUACGGGGGAAAGAAUUCAACUUGACGUUACACUGGCAUGUCAUGCCAAAAACAGGAAAAAUGUUUGCUGACAAAAUAGUAAUGCCAGGGUAUCGAUUGCCUGAGGAAUAUAGAUGAGUAUUUAAUUGUGUAUUGUUAAUGUUGUUGCUGUAACUUUAGACUCUAAAGGGUUAGAAGGCCAGCUUUAAAGGAACUAGUAUCAGGGGAAUGAAUUCUUGCUCGAGUUAGUGAAAUUCCAUGGCGUUUGAAUACUUGAGACAUUCC